Molecule: messenger RNA, 2913 nt
Organism: Sarcophilus harrisii (Tasmanian devil)
Lineage: Eukaryota; Metazoa; Chordata; Mammalia; Dasyuromorphia; Dasyuridae
Exons: 5
Coding region: 150-761 (203 amino acids)
Source: RefSeq, a predicted model, not a curated record
AGAGAGAGCCAAAACCAGAGAGAGAGAGAGAGGGAAAUAGAGCUGAUAGCCACAAGGAAUCCAUAAUAACCUGCAACUUGAGCUGUGAAGGAGCUGCCUUGUUUUUCUAAUCUUCCAGAAGCUCUUAGUGGAAAUCUUUCAAGUGCAGCAUGGUGAAAAUAACCCGGAUAUUUCCCCACGACAUGGUCCAGAAGAAGUUUGAACAGACAACAACAGUGAUAUCCCGAGGUCCCCCUCACCGUGUUGCACCUGCACCCCUGGGCUCAAAUGUGUCAGGCCUCAAGAGCCAGGAGGACCUCACUGAAAGACCAGACUUGGUCCGGGGGAAGAAGGGCCUGUUCCAACAAGUGAAAACAUUUUUAUGCAGAGGUCACCGUGUUGAGCCCUUGAAGAUUAAAACCAUAAAAGUGGAGGAAGUCAUUCCCGUAAAUAAGUCAGAGGAGAAAGGGGAACCAUCAUGGGUAAAAAAUCUAAGUUUUGCGGUUCCUCCUCUGACUCUGGCAGUGCCUCGCUUAAUGCUACAACCCUGUCCACCUGUGUAUCUCCAUGACAUACAGGAAGGCACCAUAGCCUUUUCCAGUACCGCUCCCACGGGGAUCCUCCACCCUGCUUUGGGCAGAGAAAACAAGGAUUUGUAUCAGACCAUCCCCAAACUCUACAUGCAAAGCCCCCAAGAUGGAGGAUAUGGAGACAAAGGACCCUACUGGGGAUUCAUAAAAGGGUUGGCUUGUGGAGGAUUUUCCGAGGAAGUAAUUGAGUAGCUCAAUGAAAAUCAAAGGUAUAAUAAUAACCAUUACUAGGAUAAAAGGCCAGGAGUCUGAAGAGCCUUGGGAGAGAGAGUGAGAAAGAGAGCUCUGGUGGCUUCAAAGAACCCACCCUAACCUAGAAGUUGACCAGCUAAGGGGCUGCCUAGUUUUUCUCAUCUUCAAGAAGCUCUUAGUGGAAAUCUUUUAAAUUCAGCAUGAUGAAAAUAACCUGGAUGUUUCCCCACAGUGAGAAUCAAUUAAUCAACAAACUUGUGGUAAUACUUGUUCUUAUAUCAGUCACUGUAUUAAAUGAGGAAGAUACCUUCCAAAAAAAAAUUCUGAGGGCGGACCAAAAGUAUGUAACCUAGAAUAUGUCAGAUACAGAGUAUAGAAAAAUAAUGUCAAAAGUCACAAUGUUGAGGGGUGAGAAUAUCCCUAACAACGAUAGAGGUCCCCACACUGGUGUCGCAGGUUUUGUGAAAGAAUUCGAAGUCCCAAUCGCCAAGCGAGGUUUUUGGCAGAAAUGGGUUGGUUUUCACUGAGAAAUCUCAAUGGCCUAGUACCUGAUUAGGAAGAUAGUGAAGUUUGGGGAUACCAAGUCUUGCUUUUUAUUUAGCCUUUUAUGGCUUGGGCUGGGGAGUGAUUGAGGGGCUAAUUCUGACAUCAAUAAGGGUGGUGAUUGUGCCGCAGUCCAAGACCUCCAAAUGAAUUGUAGGUGAGGAUAAUUGUGGGAGUUUCUGCUGGGAAAUCCAGUAAGAGAGUGGGAAUGUUCCCCGAGAUGGGAGGGGUUGGGAUUCAGGGUUUUUCCGACCCAAGUGCACCCCUACCAAAGAUCAGGGGGACAUAGCCCUAUUAUAUCUAUAAUCCUAAUGGAACAAUGAGACUAUCAGAGCACUUUAGGAUAGAGAUGUAUAAGGUCACCAGUCAAAUAGCUCUGGGAAUAAAGAAGAGAAAACUUCGGAGGGAGGGGGGGAUGUUGUUGAGAUGGAUGAUAUGUGGGCUAAGCAAAGGGGAGAGUGGUAGAUGACUGAGCCUGCAAACCUGGCUGACAGAAAAGGGAAUUUCAUUAGAGGACAGAAGGUGGGGAACAAAAGAAAGUUUGUGAUUUGGACACAUUGAGAUUCAGGUGCAAAUUGGCUUUCUGGGUCAAAAUGUCCAACAGAUAUUAUGUGGAAUUGGGAAAGAGCUCAAAAGAGAGACUGAGGUAGUAUCAUUAUACCUGGGAGUGGUGGAUUAAGCUUUAUCUCUUUACAUAGGAGAAUGAUACUUGUAACUUUAGGACUUUCUUAAUAUUCUGACAGAAAGAGUAUACAUAGCUAGAUAGAAUGGGUGUGAGUGGAAUAUGAAGGGAUAAUCUCUUUUGAAAAAAGGUUGAAAAGGAGAUAGGAAUGUAUCAGGAAAAGGGAAAGGAAGAAGUGGAAAGGUGCAAAUCAUCUGCUCUAAGAAAAAGGCCAAGAUAAAGCUUUUCAGGUGGAGGGAGAGAGGAGGAGGAGAGGUUGAGUGAAAGAAUAUUAUUCUCAUCAAAACUGGCUCAAAUAGGAGAUACCAUAAAUACUCAAUAAGGGCAAUAGAAAUCUAUCUUAGCCUGCAGGAAAAUGGGAAUGGAAUGGAAUAUGAGAAGAGUGGGUAAUAAAAGCACUGGUCAUUUGGGGAGACUCAGUGGUCCGUAGCAAAACAUUUUUGGGGAGAGAUAGGGUGAAAGGAGAGAGAGAAUAAAUGUGGGAAAUACAAAAUUAGCUUUCAUAAUUGUAAAACUAAUUUUUGAAACAAGUUUUUCUGAUGGGAAUAGCAUUGUUCUCUGGGAAAAGAUGAGCAGAAUGCUCCCUGGGGAAAAGCAAAAGCUGGAACGUCCUCCAAGAAAAAAAGUGAAAUAUACCUUAUGUGAAAUGAUAGCAAUGUUCUGGAGUGACCAGUUGUAAAUGAUUUUGUUGUUCUCAGUAACAUAAUUAUCCACAACUAAUCUGAAGGACAUAGGAUAAAAAAUUCUAUCCAUUCACAGAGAAGGAAUGAUUGUCUGUGUACUUAUCAAAGCAUUUUUCUAUUUCCUUAUCUAUUUUUAUCUUUAUUUCUCUUGAGGCUUUUUAUUUUCAUUGGGGUGGGAGAUCUAUGUUUUUUCACAACUUUUACAGAAAUGUUUUGGAUAAUUUCAAAUUUGGUUUCUUAAUUG